Molecule: messenger RNA, 2414 nt
Organism: Caretta caretta (loggerhead turtle)
Lineage: Eukaryota; Metazoa; Chordata; Testudines; Cheloniidae
Source: RefSeq, a predicted model, not a curated record
GCAAUCGGCCGUUAAACGUUCUGUCUUAAAGGGGAAGUGCCCGGCGACUGGGGCAUGGCCGGGACCGGCUCCGGCUCCGGCUCCGGCCCCGGCCCCGGCCCCGGCCGCGGCUCCGGCCGGUUCCUCUACGAGCUCCCGGCCUGGCUGGUCUGCGGCCUCUGCCGCCUCAUGGACGCGCUGGACCGGGCGGACUGGGAGCGCUUCGCCUCGCGGAUCGCGCGGGACCAGGUCGAGCUGCGUCUGUGCGAGGGGACGGACGGACGGACCCAGCGGCUGCUCUGGGCCUGGACGAACCGAAACGCCCGGGUCGGGGAGCUGCUGGCGCUGCUGGACGAGCUGCAGCUGUACCGGGCUCGCGACCUGCUGGCCAGCUGGCAGCCUCCCUCCGAGCCCCCUGUCCUGAGACCCCCGUUUCUUCCCUCAGCUCCUCCAGCCCCCCACCCCCCCACCGGUGACAGCAGAGCUUGGACCGUUACCUGGGACCCCCCCAAACCACCCCCGCAGCCCCCGCCAGAGCCCUCCUGCCCGUCGCUGCCUCUGCCUGGCCCCCCACCCAGCAGCCUGCUCAGCACCAGGACCCAGGGUCCCGGCCCUCCACCCGCAGCCCCCCCUGCCGACCAGGGGGUGGAGUCUCUGGGCCCCGCCCCCCUGGCGCUGGGCCCUGCCCCCCAGCCCUUUGCCUGGCCCCUGGCGGAGCUGGUGCAGGCCACGGAUGGCUUCGCGGAGCGGCAUAAGGUCGGGGAAGGCGGGUUCGGCUGCGUGUACCGGGCCCGGCUGCGCAACACCGACUACGCGGUCAAGCGGCUGAAGGAGGACCUGGAGCUAGAUUGGAGCAGCAUCCGGAGCAGCUUUCUCACCGAGGUGGAGAAACUGUCACGGUUCCGGCACCCCAACAUCGUGGAGUUCGGGGGGUUCUGCGCCGAGCGGGACCAUUUCUGCCUCGUCUACGUUUUCAUGCCCAACGGGUCCCUGGAGGAUCGGCUGAGUGGCCAGGGCGGGCGCCCCCCCCUGACGUGGGCCCAGCGGCUGGAGGUGCUGGUGGGGACAGCGCGAGCCGUCCAGUUCCUGCACCACGACACACCCAGCCUGAUCCACGGGGACAUCAAGAGCUCGAACAUCCUGCUGGACCAGGUGCUGCGCCCCCGGCUGGGCGACUUCGGGCUGGCGCGGGCCGGGCGGGGCCGGGCGGGGAGCGGGGGGCUCAGCGCCAGCCUGGGCCGGACCCACACGGUGCGGGGCACCCUGGCCUACCUGCCCCCCGAGUACGUGCAGAGCGGGGCCCUGUCCCCCGCUAUCGACACCUAUAGCUACGGUGUGGUGCUGCUGGAAACGCUGACGGGGAGACGGGCCCUGGAGACAGACGGACGCGGACGGACAAAGUUCCUGCUGCCCCGGGCUGCCCCCCAGCCCUGCUGGUGCCCCUCACCCCCGACCCCCCCCACCCCACAGAAGGAUCUGGUCGCAGAGGAGGAGGAGGCUGAGGUGGGCGAGGGUCCCGGGCGAUCGCAGCUGGCGGGGACGGGCCCAGACCAGGACGCUCGGGCGACUCGGGUCGGCACCAGGAUCUUCCGGAGCCACGUGGACUCGCGGGUCGGGCCGUGUCCGGAGGGGCUGGGCCCUGCGCUGGGCCGGCUGGCGACCCACUGCCUCCAGAAACGCAGCAAACGGCGCCCGCCCAUGGCCCAGGUGUAUGAGGACCUAGAGCGGCUACAGAAGUCGCUGCCCUGGGAUCCCCCCUCGAUCCCCCAGGGGGACUCGCUCCCCAGGGCCCCGGAGCUGCCCCCCAACCAGCCUGUGGAGAGCGACGAGAGCCUGUCGGAGGAGGGGGGCAGCUGGUUGGGUGUUGCCCCGUCCCUGCACCCCCAGAUUCACAUCAACCCGGCCCGGCAGCGCAUCAUGGAGCGGCUGGCGCUGUACCAGCAGGGGGCGCUGGACAGCCUGGGGGUGCUGGCCUCCGAGCUCCCGGCAGGCUCGGCCCCCCGCCUGCCCGAGGAGAGUGAUGAUUUUGAGCCCUGAGAAGGAUGGACAGAUAUGGAAGGAUGAAGUUCUCAGCGAUGUGGGGGCAAGCCCCACCCCGAAACGCACCUCCAGGCUGCUAGAACCCCCCCUCAAUCCAGGGACCCAGGCGUCCGGGAGGUGACUUUGAAUGGAGGGGCAGACACUCUCCUCCCCUCCCCUCCCCUCCAGCGGGCAUGGGGCCCAGGCAGCCGAGAAGGCGCCUUUGAAGUGCAGGGGGAGGUGGCACCUUGGUACUCAGGGGCUCGUGCCCACCCCCCACCACGCGGCUCCCCCUUGCUCCAUAGGACCCAGGUGUCUGUGAAGGUUCACGUUUCCUGGAGCCCCACGGCUUGCGUCCUGGGGGUGGGGGGUCACAGAACCAUCACUGGAAAAAUAAAACAUUUUAUAUAUUUUUA